AUGUGGAAUACAGGUUGGCACUUCGAAUGCUACCACGCCAUUGCCUGCAUCGGUGCAGUUCUGCACACUUUGAACCUUAGGCUGAAUCCUUCAGACCUGGAGUACAUCAUUUCUCAUGCCCAGGAUCGCGUCAUCAUUGUCGAUGCGGUCCUUUGCACAGUAUUGAAGCAGAUCGAUGCAGCUGCAUUAGCCUCGGUCGAGCUCUUUGUCUUCGUGCGCGAGGACGGUCAGGCUGGCAAGUGGUCUCUUCCCGCAGAGAUAGACGCGCAAAAGGCGAUCGACUACGAUGCCUUUCUCGCGUCUGGUGAUCAGGACUUCCAAUGGCCCUUGGUGCCGGAAACCUCGACUAUGGGCUUGUGUUACACCUCGGGCACGACCGGAAGACCGAAAGGAGUUGGUUACUCACAGCGCGCGACGUACUUGCACACGCUCAUGUCCAAUGGCGUGGAUCAGCUCGGCAUCUCCGGGCGCAGUGUCGUGCUCCCGUUCGUUCCCAUGUUCCAUGUUCUCAGCUGGGGGGUGCCCUUCAACAUCCUCAUGAUGGGCUGUCGUGCUGUGUUCCCUUCCCACUUUACGGAUGCAGGGUCGCUUCUUCAGAUGUUCGGAGACUGGACAGUGCAGCUCUCGUGCGGCGUCCCGAGUGUUUGGCUGGGAGUUCGAGCGCAGAUCGAGAAAGAAGGAGUCGCGAAGUGGAAGCCGGUGCUGGCUUUGCAGCGCCUCGUCUGCGGAGGCAAUGGUUUGGGUCCCGAACACUGGCAGCUUGGUGGGGUUCGCAACUGGUGUCAAGAUCGCGGCACGCGGGCCCACGAAACCGGCCAUCCAUCUCAGCAUGUUGCAAUAGUAUCUGUGUAUGUGAAUAUAUCAUGUACAUAUGAUUAUUCACUGUUUACCUAUAUUGGUACCGUCCAUACAUAA
Molecule: messenger RNA, 915 nt
Organism: Symbiodinium sp. CCMP2592
Lineage: Eukaryota; Dinophyceae; Suessiales; Symbiodiniaceae
Source: the annotation of a GenBank genome assembly